This is a messenger RNA of Tyto alba (common barn owl), 1269 nucleotides long. RefSeq names its product spermatogenesis associated 48 (gene SPMIP7). The record is from RefSeq and is a predicted model, not a curated record. Lineage: Eukaryota; Metazoa; Chordata; Aves; Strigiformes; Tytonidae.
AUGACUGUGGUUUCCCAUGGAGCUGAAAAGCAGGCAAGUGCUUUUGAAAUUUCUGCCUUGCCAGUUGAACCAGUUCACAAGAUGGAUCACCAACAGUAUCAAAGUCUGUUAAAAAAGAUGUGCAUGCCUGUUGUGAGAGGUCCUGAGAACAGACAUGUCUUUGCCAGCUUUGAAGAGAAAACCAGUAAUUAUUUCCUUAAAUUAAAUCCAUUCACCUCUCCAGUAGGGCCAAAUUACCCUUUAUUCCCACACUGGGAUGUUGUGCCUUUAGUAGAUCCCUGCUCAGGUUUUGUGAGUCCAGGAGCAGAUGCUGACCUGCAGCCCAAUGUUGGAAGAACUAUGGAAUCCCCAGUAGACUACAGUGAUGUGAAACCUCACCAGCAGGUCCAUAUCACAGGAAAGAGAGGCCAGCCUGCCCACAGGAGGCAGAUGAUCCUCCUGGAGAAAACCAACCAGGACACAAGGUGGAACUCUGGGGCUGUGUAAGCUGCUCCUGUCAGGACACAAUUCAGAGGUUGGAGAACUGCAGUGAAAGUUGCUUCUGCUCUACCUGAGCAAAACCAUAUUUUGGCAUUUUGUAUGGGUCCUGAUCCCAAGACAAGUGAAUCAAGUGAUUCUUCUGCAAGGUGUAUAGAAGAAAAAGCAAGGGAUUAUUUCUGCAAGUAAAAUACUAAAACUUAUAAAGAAGUUCCUUGAGAAAAUAUGUUACCUUCCAAAAUCCAGCCUCCAGAAUCAACAGUGGAAGUGUUGGAUGAUCCUGCUUUCCAGUAUUUCACAAAAAGGAGAUACAAUACUGAACCUGAAAUAAGCCAAGUUGUUGGAGGCUUCUGGGGCAGAUUUCAAACAACAUCUUUUACCUCUCUACAGAAAUAUGUUGAUAUUGUAUGCUGAAGCUCUCAAAUCUGUCAUAUCCCUUUAUAUACAUAAAUACAUGGCUGUGUUGCUGAAGUAAAUUUUUAAGACGUUGACAAUGCUAACAUAGACUUAAUCCUACUUAAACAUGUAACUUCAAAGCCUUGCUACACAAGCACUUCACACACUCCAGAUAUCCCUGAAUAUACUGGCAAGGUUCAUUGAUCAGCAACUCACGCGGAAAAUUCUAAUCUUCCAACAACAACCCCAUCAAUAAUUCCACGAAUGCAUGGAUACAUAGCAAAACAUGGAAGCUCAUCUCAGUAUAAUCACCACAGACCUUUUUCUCAAGGGGUGACUCUAGUUAGUUCUCAAGAUUCUUUCAACAAGACAGAACGAGAAACUAUUACAGUUUAA